AUGAGUUCUAAAAAGGGUAAGCGUAAUUUAAGCAAUAAGCACGCCCCAAUAGCGGAAUCGGUCAGUAUAGCCUUAAAGAUACAGUUGGAUAAAUUUCUAAGUGAUGACAAUGAAACAGAACUCAAGUUUCCAUCGUUCCUAUCAGCUCAAGAGCGAAGGUUUAUCCAUGAAACCGUUGCCAAAUUGGGACUUAAGUCUAAAUCGCGCGGGAAAGGAGUUAAUCGCUACAUAACAAUAUACAAAAGAAUCGGCUCUACUAUUGUACAAAACGAUGCCAAAUUGAUACUCGACUCGAAUAUGAGAUGUAGUAUUACGGAGCUAUUCAAUACAUUUCCAAUCACUAGCAAGGAGAAGGAUGAUUUAAGUUGUUGCCCCGAAAAAGAAAGGAGCCCUCAAUUAGCACACAAGUCUUUGGGACAGCUAAAUAAUGGAGUUGCACAGAUACCAAACACGACUUAUAACCCAGAGUUAGUCAAGUUCCGAGAAAAGCUUCCGGUGUAUGAUCAGCGACAGGAACUCCUAAAUGCUAUCCAAAAUAAUCAGGUUAUAAUUGUGGCUGGUGCUACAGGCUGUGGUAAGACAACACAGUUACCGCAGUUGAUCUUGGACUACUGUCAGGAGAAUCAUCAACCGGCGAGGAUUUACUGCACACAACCUAGAAGGAUUUCAGCUGUGUCUGUUGCUGAAAGGGUGGCAUUUGAACGUAUGGAGAAGAUAGGCCAGUCGAUCGGAUAUCAAAUACGACUGGAAUCGAGAGUGAGUCCAAGAACAGUACUCACAUACUGCACCAACGGAGUGUUACUGAGAACAUUAAUGGCAGGAGAUACGGCUCUAACAGGUGUGACUCAUGUUCUAGUAGACGAGGUCCAUGAGAGGGACAAGUUCAGUGACUUCCUUCUGAUAGCUCUACGAGACUCACUUACGAGGAUGAAGGAUCUCAAGCUAUUACUCAUGUCCGCUACUAUGGAUACACAAAUAUUCUCCAGAUAUUUUAACGGCUGUCCUGUUAUUACAAUACCGGGUCGAUUACACGAAGUACAACGCUUCUACUUGGAAGACAUAUUGAAAAUAACCAAGUAUAGUACAAAGAAGAUGGUGCAAGUUGAAAGGGAACUCAAGAGUAAACUUCAUACGGGACAGAGUUACUGGUCUCAACUUGAGAAUCAGAAAUUAAAUCAAGAAGAGAAAGAAGUGAAGGAUGAGAAGGAGGUUCAAAUAGAUCCUGUGUUACAAGCUGAUAUGGAUGAAUUCCUUGAUGAAUGUUUCAAUGAAGGCAGUCUGGACUCGUUCAGCCAGGUGUUAUAUAUGGUGAUGUCGGAGGGUGUGCCCGCCUCGCUGCCUCACUCGCGCUGCGGGCGGACGGCGCUGGUGGCCGCCGCUACACACGGACUGCCGCAUGUCGCGUUACAGCUGCUCAGGAUAGGUGCUGAUCCAACAACGAAAGAUAAGAGUGGUAAAACACCGUACGACUACGCCGUAGAGAAUGGUCACCAUGAGUGUGCUAAGAUAUUGUCGACAUUUAAUCACGACGAAGAAAACAAGAAUAAUCAAGAAGAAGACGACCCAGAAGAUAAUUUUCUUCUAGACGUGUACUAUCACGCCUUCUCAGAAGAAUUGAUAGACCAUGAUCUCAUGUUGGCGCUAGUGAAACAUAUACACUUGACUAUGGCAAAGGGCAGUAUACUGAUUUUCCUCCCAGGAUACGACGAUAUAGUCACUCUGAGAGACCUCAUACAAGGCUGCUCAGAUAUGAACACUUUGAAGUUUCAGAUAUUUACACUACACAGUAACAUGCAGACGUUGGACCAGAAGAAGGUUUUCAAUCCGCUGCCGAACGCGAGGAAGAUUAUUAUAUCGACCAACAUAGCGGAGACGUCUAUAACGAUUGAUGACGUGGUCUACGUUAUAGACUCGUGCAAAGUGAAAGAGAAGUAUUAUGAGUCGGAUGGAGGUGUUUGUUCGUUGCAAUGUGUAUGGACUUCAAGAGCAUGUUGCCAACAGCGGGCUGGUCGCGCGGGUAGAACUAAACCGGGUAUUUGCUAUCACAUGUGCUCCAAACGAAGAUUCAAAACUCUACCACUCAACUCAAUACCGGAAAUAUUAAGAGUCCCUCUCCAAGAGUUGUGUCUUCACACCAAAUUAUUGGCACCUGGCAACACUCCGAUAGCGGAUUUCCUCUCGAAAGCCUUAGAACCUCCGUCGUUCCUGGCUGUUCGGAACGCUGUGACGUUACUCAAAACUAUCGGCGCGCUGACUCCUAUGGAGGAUUUGACGGAAAUCGGACAACAUCUUUUAGAUCUGACCGUUGAACCGAAAUUGGGAAAAAUGUUGCUUUACGCUUGUGUCAUGAAAUGUCUGGAUCCGAUAUUGACGAUCGUAUGCAGCUUAGCUAACAAGGAGCCCUUCCAAAUAUCGCUGAAUCCUGAGAAUAGAAAGAAAGGUAGUUUAGCGAGGAAGGAGUUCGCAGCUGAUAGUUAUUCAGAUCACAUGGCGUUACUGCGGGCCUUCCAAGCCUGGCAGAUGGCGCGGGCUAACGGCGCGGAGAAGGCUUUCUGCUCGAGGAAUCUAAUAUGCGGCGCGACUAUGGAAAUGAUCGUAGGGUAUAGAUCACAGCUGUUAGCGCAACUUAGAGCUCUGGGUCUGGUUAAAGCUCGAGGCUCGGGAGAUAUUAAAGACGUGAAUUUGAACUCGGAGAAGUGGCACGUGGUUAAAGCGGUGUUAGUGAGUGGUUUGUAUCCUUCUAUAGCGAGGGUUGAUAGAGAUUCAUCUACACUGAGGACGUCCAAGGAAGUGAAGGUGGCCUUCCAUCCUAGUUCGACGCUACAUCGCGGGGGAGGAGUGUCUGGCUCGCAGAAGUCGGUUCAAAGCUUACCGACCGACUGGGUAGUAUUCGAAGAGAUAUCAAGAGUCGGAAGGUUCUGUUUCAUCCGCUGCAAUACUCUUGUAACUCCAUUGACGGUCGCGUUAUUCGGAGGGCCAUUACGAGUAUCAACCGCCGCGCUCUCACAGCGAGCGAAUCCGCCGGGACUAUCUAGUGAUUCAGACAGCGAGGUUGAAGAGAGCAAUUCGUCCCCAGAUACGGCGAUAUUAACACUAGAUGACUGGAUGGCAUUCACAGCGGACGCGUCUGACGCGAUCAGCGUAUACUACCUACGGCAGAAGCUAUGCGCUCUAGUUAUACGCAGAAUGUCCAACCCUGCCAAGCCUAUGACACCAUUAGACGAGCAAAUACUGAACGCCGUAGUCCACGUAUUAGGAGCGGAAGAGAAAAACAUAGGACUCAACCAACCGACCGGCAUCGGACAGAGACCGAAACCUCUAACAUUAGAUUCACCAAACUGGAGGAUGAGGGUAGAUGAAGAACAAUACAGACACGAGAACAAAUACUACCCGCAGUAUAACCAAGGGGAGUUUACGAAUAACUUCUACCAGAAUAACUACGCGUAUAGAAAUGGCCAGAGAAGCGGCUGGCGGGAACCAGCGCAAGGCUUCUCGCCGCAAUACGGAGGACCUAAGAGUCCUAUGUCGCCGAAAGCUAUGGGGAGUAUGGAGAAAUAUGUUGAUAGUGAAGCAAACACGCGGUAUUUUAUAGUACGAGCGGAUGAAGUGCAUUCCGUUGAAGCUCUACAAGCUAGCGCCGGCGGGCUCUUCAACCAGAACACUGCGAAGAAACUUGUCAAAAUUAAACAGGAGGGUAGUCGCGUGGUGGUUUUCUUCUCAUGUUCGGGCGCGUCCAAGUUUAUCGGUGCUGCCACUAUCACGGACGGCAAUAAUGGAGCGACAGCCAGUAGUACCAACAUGAACAAUAACACCCCCACUCUAGAGUGGCUGUCUACACAACAUGUGCCCUACCAUAUGGUCCGUCACAUCGGUAACUCUCUAUCGGAUGGCGGGCGCGUGUCGUCUUGUAGGGACGGGACGGAGCUAUGUGUGUCGGCGGGGCGGGCUCUGCUCGCGACGCUCACCGCGAGGAGAAGACACGGGUACGGACAUCACGCUCACCCUAGACCCAUACAGAAACACGCAGCGGACGGCUAA
Messenger RNA from Danaus chrysippus (African queen), 4038 nucleotides. The record is from the annotation of a GenBank genome assembly. NCBI's taxonomy places the organism in Eukaryota, Metazoa, Arthropoda, Insecta, Lepidoptera, Nymphalidae.